This is a messenger RNA of Homalodisca vitripennis (glassy-winged sharpshooter), 345 nucleotides long. RefSeq lists its product as uncharacterized. The transcript has 3 exons. NCBI's taxonomy places the organism in Eukaryota, Metazoa, Arthropoda, Insecta, Hemiptera, Cicadellidae. The record is from RefSeq and is a predicted model, not a curated record. The coding region runs from base 1 to 345 and encodes 114 amino acids.
AUGAUAAUUGCUGUAGCAAUUUUAAUCGCCUUCAUCGCCACUGGAAUGGACUUUUUCAUCUACCAACCUGGGCGAAACCACAACCGCAGCAUCAGAAGGUGGCUUAGGCCUUUCUCCAUGUACAAGAACAUGAGCAAACUCGUGACCCCCAACGGUAACUCAGAGUUUGCAGAGUUUCACGUGUACAAGCUGAUCGCCAUCUUGUUUGUUAUCUCUGGCCAUCGGCAGAUGUACGCCAUCGGGCAGACUCCGCUGUAUAACGUCGACUGGGUAGAGGAGUUUGUCCGCAUGGAGGAUGCUUCCACCAAGAUAAUCUCGGAUUUGGCUCCGAUGGGCCGUAUUUAA